Messenger RNA from Meloidogyne enterolobii, 258 nucleotides. NCBI's taxonomy places the organism in Eukaryota, Metazoa, Nematoda, Chromadorea, Rhabditida, Meloidogynidae. The record is from the annotation of a GenBank genome assembly.
AUGACUAAAUUCAUUAAGUCUGUUCAAAUCCUUUUAUUUUUAUUAUUUUUGGCGUUUAUUACCAAAAAUGUUUAUUGUGAUGACAGCGAUGAUGAGUGUAGUAGUUAUUUUGGUUCUGAUGACGAAAGUGAUAGUGAAAGUGAAAGCGAGGGAGAAGAAUUUGAUGUAGAACCUCCUGCUGAAAAUGAUGAAGACAACGAUGGAGGAUAUGAGUCUGAUUCGUCUAUCGACUCAUUAGCAGCUCGGCAAUCUUUCUGA